Dermatophagoides pteronyssinus (European house dust mite) is the source of this 423-nucleotide messenger RNA. RefSeq lists its product as uncharacterized. The record is from RefSeq and is a predicted model, not a curated record. Lineage: Eukaryota; Metazoa; Arthropoda; Arachnida; Sarcoptiformes; Pyroglyphidae.
AUAAUCUCAUUCAAAUCGACAAACCAACAAGAUAAAAAAUUGACAACAAAAAUGAAAUCUACAUUGAUUUUUUCAACAAUUUUAAUGGCCAUCAUUUUGAUCAAUCAAUUUGAUUCAAUUCAAUCGGCCAAUAUUAGAACUAAAAGAUCAAUUUGGGAUCUAAUAACACUUCCUAUAGAUUUAAUUCGAGUAUCCGACAAACUCUAUAGAGGAUGUGCUAAAAAUGAAGAUACAUCCGAUUCACAUUAUCGUGUAUUUUGUCAUGAUAUAAUGAAAGAAAUAUGGAAUAUUGAUGAUGAUUCAGAUAUCGAUGAUGAAACUUUGAAUUAUUGUUUAUUACCAUGCAAAGCUAUACAUUUUCUUUCUUUCUUUUUGAGAUUUUAAUAUUUUCGAAUUCAAAAAUGAUUAUUUGUUUUUAAUUAA